Messenger RNA from Aspergillus chevalieri, 1323 nucleotides. Its product is annotated as phosphatase PAP2 family protein. The coding region runs from base 1 to 1323 and encodes 440 amino acids. Gene Ontology annotation, biological process: phospholipid metabolic process. Lineage: Eukaryota; Fungi; Ascomycota; Eurotiomycetes; Eurotiales; Aspergillaceae. The record is from RefSeq and is a predicted model, not a curated record. Gene Ontology annotation, molecular function: phosphatidate phosphatase activity. The transcript is spliced from 2 exons.
AUGGACCACCUUCCCUCCAAGCUGCCAUUUUCCAAGCGGCGGUUACGACCUCGCAUUAUCAUUUCAUAUAUUCUCGACUAUGUGAUCCUUGUUGCCUGUAUCGUCGGCUUCUACAUUCUCGAUUCCGUUGAACCCUUCCAUCAACCGUUCUCCCUCGAAAACAUCUCCCUGAAAUACCCCUAUGCCGUUCAUGAGACGAUUCCGAUGCCCGCGGCCCUGUGCAUAUCCGGACUGAUCCCCCUCGUUACCAUUGCCAUCUACACGCUGUUCGUCGAUGGGCUGUUCUCCCACAAUAAACCCAGGAACCCCGCGUCGGGGAAGAAGAAGUUGACCGGACCAUACCGAUUGAAAGACCGACUGUGGGAGUUCAACUGCGGCUUUCUGGGCCUGUUACUCUCGCAAGGUCUCGCGUUUGUGAUCACCCAAGUGCUGAAAAACGCCUGCGGUAAGCCACGACCGGAUAUCAUCGAUCGCUGCCAGCCGAACGUGACACAGGACCCCCAGCCGUUUGGUUUGUCGAACUAUACCAUCUGCACGGGCGAUCCAGAGAUUCUGAAGGAUGGGUUUAAGUCGUGGCCAUCCGGGCAUAGCAGUUCGUCGUUUGCGGGGUUGUUCUACUUGUCGUUGUGGUUGUCUGGGAAGUUGCAUAUCAUGGAUAACCGGGGAGAGGCCUGGAAGUCACUGUUGGUGAUGGUUCCCAUUUUGGGUGCGAUGCUUGUCGCAGUCACGCGGAUUAUGGACGCCAGACACCAUCCGUUCGAUGUGAUUACGGGGUCGUUUCUGGGCAUUGUUUGCGCCUCUGUUUCCUACCGCCAGUAUUUCCCUUCGCUCAGCGAGCCUUGGAAAAAGGGACGGGCAUAUCCGAUUCGCACAUGGGGCAGUGAGCCGGCUAACCCAUUCGACGACUCCAAUCGUCCUCCCUCCGAGUAUCGCGAGAGCACCGCCGCUCUUCGAAACCCGACUGAAGAGCGACUGGGCGAGUCCCUUACCGUGCCUCCUGCGCAAGAGCCCCCUCGCUACCCUACUCCGUCCGCAUACUCGACUCCGACCCCGGUCAAUCCUUAUACCCAUAAUACCUUCCACCAACGUCGCCAGCAUGAGCAUGAUGGGGAUUGGUCGUCGAGCAGCGAGGACCUCGCGGAUGGUUACGAGAUGCAGCAUGGAUACAUGCGGACGCAGAACCCGGGUCUGAGCACCACUCCACUUCCACAGUAUGAGGUCGACACUUCAUAUCACCGUCCGACAGAGCCGCCUAUGGUGCCGGGUGUUAGCGCCUUGCAUUCGCCUCCGGGUGUUGUGACUUCUGGGCAUGGACGGGCAUGA